UAUACACUUAUUGUAACUUUAACAUCUCUUUUUGGGUGAAAUUACUCCAACAUUUACGUAUGGAUGUGUUGUCGUCAGUUCUUCACAUGUUUAGUUGGCAUACAUUGUAUGUUCCGACCAAGGUGACGAUGUCAACAUGCAGACGCCCGUGCAGUCCAUCAUCCACAGUGGCUACUUCCACCCAACCCUCAGACACUGGCAAACCUGUGCCACGGAUUUAAGAGCGGAAAGUUUGAUAUACCCUAUUUUCAUCACAGACAGUGUUGAUGCUGUGGAGCCCAUUGGUAGCCUGCCUGGACAAGCCAGAUAUGGGGUAAACAAACUUGAAGGAAUGCUGCGGCCACUGGUUGAGAACGGCUUGAAAUGCGUGCUGAUCUUCGGGGUCCCUGCAAAAGUAGUCAAGGAUGCCAGAGGGUCAGGGGCAGACACAGACGACACACCAGCCAUCACAGCGGUAAAAACGAUCAGAUCUUUGUUUCCAGAACUGCUGGUGGCAUGUGACGUCUGCUUGUGUCCGUACACGAUACAUGGUCACUGUGGUAUCCUCAAUGAAGAUGGUUCUCUUGACAAUGAUGCCAGCUGUUUGAGACUGGCAGAAGUGGCACUGUCCUACGCCAAAGCUGGUUGUCACAUAAUUGCUCCUUCUGAUAUGAUGGAUGGCAGAGUCGGAGCAAUAAAACAAGCUUUGCUGUCUAAUGGUUUGGGAAACAAGGUGUCCGUGCUGAGCUACAGCGCCAAGUUUGCCUCCUGUUAUUAUGGUCCCUUCAGAGAUGCUGCACAGUCCAAACCAGCUUUUGGGGACAGACGCUGCUAUCAACUCCCGCCUGGAGCGAGGGGGCUGGCACUUCGAGCUGUGGAGCGAGAUGUGAAAGAAGGAGCUGACAUGCUGAUGGUGAAACCAGGUCUGCCGUAUCUGGACAUUGUUCGAGAGGUCAAGGACAAGUUCCCGAUGCAUCCCCUUGCUGUGUACAAUGUGUCGGGGGAGUUUGCCAUGAUAUGGCAUGGAGCGCAAGCAGGUGCAUUCGAUUUGCGAGCUGCAGUGAUGGAGGCCAUGACUGCCUUCCGCAGGGCAGGUGCUGACAUCAUCAUUACCUACUACACCCCUCAGCUGCUCACCUGGCUGAAAGAGUGAAGAACGAGGCCUUUGGCGAGGACGGUCGGAUGAAGUCGUGAGCUUUAAAACCAAAAAUCUGACAACACCGGGGCAAACAAAGCCCUUCUUGGUAAACAUUUACUCCUAUUUACUGGUAUUUUGCAAACUGAGCCAUUAAACAAUGUGAGAUUAUUGUUUCAAAUUAGAAGUAUUCAUCUAAGUCUAUGAGCACCAACUGAUGAAGCCUACUCGGAUGCGAAAAACCAAACAGUCCAGUUGCGAUCGUUCGAAUGCCCUGAGAUGACUAUGACCUGGAUGAAUGAGAACAUUUAUAGACGUAUUAUGACAGGGGUGUGAAAGUCAAGGCCCGCGAGCCAGAUCCGGCCCGCGAAUAAAUUAUCUACGGCCCCCGGGAUGAUAUUUGAUUAGUAUUAGAACCGGCCCGCAGGCCACAGCCGCCUGCUGCUGUUUUGCACGCACCAACACUCCAUCAGUGUUGGUGCUAGGAAUUUUCCAACCCAGCAAGUCAUAAAAAUGGGAUCCCACCGUACAUUUUUGGGGUCCCACUUUUUUGUAAGCGUUUUGAAAAUGAUAAAUGUAUGCAUUAUCCUGUUAUAUCUCACAUUCUAUAUUGUGUUUUGGAAAAAGGUUGGCAUAAACGUUACUUAAUUCAUUAAAAAAAAAAGAAUACAAAAGAAAACAAUUUUCUAUGCAUAUGUCAAUUUAUUCACUUAAUAAACAUUCAUUCACUUUCUUCUUUCCUUCAUGGAUCUAAACUUUACCGCCGCCGGUAUUGUUUUCCAUAUUGUUAUUGUAAUAUUUUCAGAAUGUGUUCCUUCUACUUUUGGCCAAAGUAAGACAAAGAAAACAAUCUGAAGUUGUCUUUAUUUUUGUAGUUUUAAUGCCAUAGUUAGUUUUUUAGUUUGAAUAGUUUUAAUGGUGUCGAACUCUGCAGAUUGGCCCCAGUCCACAAAAACAUUUCAACAUCACACCCAAAAUAAUUGGGCAUAUAUCAUACUUGCCAACCCUCCCGGAUUUUCCGGGAGACUCCCGAAAUUCAGCGCCUCUCCCGAAAACCUCCCUGGACAAAUUUUCUCCCGAAAAUCUCCCGAAAUUCAGGCGGACCUGAGUGACGUGUCGACAGCCUGUUUUCACGUCCACUUUCCCACAAUAUAAACAGUGUGCCUGCCCAAUCACGUUAUAACUGUAGAAUAAUCGAGGGCGAGUUCUUGGUUUCUUAUGUGGGUUUAUUGUUAGGCAGUUUCAUUAACGUCCUCCCAGCGCGGCAACAACACACAACAACAGCAGUCAUGUUUUUGUCUACCGUAAAGCAGUUCGUCUGCCGUAAACAGCAAUGUUGUGACACUCUUAAACAGGACAAUACUGCCAUCUACUGUGCAUGCAUAUGUGACAAUAACAUCUACGGCUUUUAGAGAGUGCAGUGCACAACUGCGCACACAACAAGGAGACGAAGCAGAAUGCAUCAUCAGAGAGGGUGUUCAGCAUGGUUAGAAAAAUAG
Molecule: messenger RNA, 2613 nt
Organism: Nerophis lumbriciformis (worm pipefish)
Lineage: Eukaryota; Metazoa; Chordata; Actinopteri; Syngnathiformes; Syngnathidae
Gene: alad
Product: aminolevulinate dehydratase
Biological process (GO): heme biosynthetic process
Cellular component (GO): cytosol
Molecular function (GO): zinc ion binding; porphobilinogen synthase activity
Source: RefSeq, a predicted model, not a curated record